UGCUUCCAAAAUGGCGACGGGACGCCGAGUAUUAGUGACGGUGCUGCUCUGCUCGCUUUGUUGCGUGACAUUUGCUGUAAUUCUCAGAACUACAGACAAAGACGUGUGGGCCAAUGAAUUUGAGUCAAUCGAACUGACUUGCUUGAUCGAGUCUAUAUCUACAAACAAUCCUAGAAUUGAGUGGAAGAAAAUCAAAAAUGGGGUUCCCAGUUAUGUAUAUUUCCAAAACAAAAUAUCAGGUGAUUUGGAGAACAGGGCGCUGUUGAGAGAACCUGCAAACCUGCUGAUCCUGAAUGCCAGCAGGUCAGACAGCGCACUGUAUCGCUGCGAGGUGGCUGCCAUUGAUGACCAGAAACCCUUUGAUGAAAUACUUAUAAGACUGGGUGUGAGAGUGAAGCCAGUGGUGCCACGGUGCAGCGUUCCAAAUUCAGUCACUGCAGGCUCUUCUACAGAGCUACGUUGCAUGGAGAGCGAGGGCUACCCUCUAUCUCACUAUCAGUGGUUUCGCAACAAUGAGGAGCUGCCUGAGGACCCCAAAACCAGCAUCCGAUUCUACAACUCUUCAUAUGUCAUGAAUGCUGAGACUGGGUCACUGAAAUUCCGAAUAGUGAGGAAGGAAGAUGCAGGGGAGUACCACUGCCAGGCCAGAAAUGAUGCUGGUUAUGCAAAAUGUGCACAACAGCUUAUGGAAGUCUAUGAUUUUGAUAUUGGGAUGAUGCUUUCAAAGAUUGUAGCAGGAGUGAUUGCAUUCAUCCUUUUAACAGUGGGGCUCUGUCUGGCUCAGAAACACGGCUACUGUUCCUGCAGGGAGCAUCCAGAGCACGAUUAUAAAGUCCCUGAAUAUGACAGUGGAAAGGACUGUGUCAGUGCAGAUGAGGGGCAUUUCCGGCACAAAUCCUCUUUUCUCAUAUGAUGGAGAUGAAGGAGAGCCGCAGCGGAACUGCGUGCCACAAAUACGAACUAUCACAAUGUGAAUUUUCUUCAAAGGUGCAUAAAUAUGAUGAUCUUUGCCAAAGCUGUUAACAAACAUCACACUAUUCCACAGAUGAUACAGUAAUACAAUUCUCUGGGAAAGUUUUAUUCUCCAUAUGUUACAGGAAGGUUUGCAUUCACCCUUUUUUUUUUCCCUUUACAAGUUGGGAUUUUGGAUUUUCAAAUCCGUAAUCUGUGUGAAAUAUUACACUUGGGGAUGAGAUGUGUAGAUGGUUGAGGAAUAUUGUCGUGGAACUGAAAGUGCGUCUACAUUCUGCUGUGUAUAAUCAGACACAACGGUGUAAGGCAGGGUCAGUCAGUCACUGAGCUAAAUACGGGAUUCUGUAUUUCAGACACGCUGGUAAAAGCUUGUGGGGGGGGAGUGCCAUGCACGGCUGUUUUUGAGAUGUCGGGGUCAUGGGAUGUUAUGUAUCGGUGUUUUAGUGCAAGUUCUGUAGGUUGUAAAGUUUUAACAGCUCAGUUUGAGCACUCAGUCGAAAAUCUUUUUAAAUCCAUAGACCUGGUUGUGCUAAAUGACAAACCUCGAGUUUUACUUACUAGUUUUAUUUUAUGUUUUAUAUAAUGGAUACAUAUGUAUUUACGAUUCUGUCAGAGUGCUCUCUCUUUCUCUCUCUCUCUCUCUAAGUGACCUUCUGUAAUUUUUUUAUUGUUUUAUAUUCUUUUCUUGUGGACAAAUCGUCCAGCCUUGUGGCUGUGUUCAUGUGUUAGUCAUGUUGGUUCAUGGUAUUCGGUUGUCGCAAAGUCAAAUGGAAUUGCUGUGAAGAUUGUGGGCUAUGACCAAUAAAUAAUGAUAAUAUUCAUGACUUAAGUUACACUAUUUUAGAAAUUUCCAGAUUAGAAGUCGUCAUCAUCUUCUUCUUUAAUAGAAUUAACUCAUUAUCCAUUCACACGACCUUUACAAAAUAAUUUUCUCCCAGGAGGCGUGAAUCAUCCAAGGUUUUAAAAUGGCUUUCUUUUCCAAAGAAGCUGUUCCUGACUGUUAAAUAUUCAACGUCUUACAGUUUUGUGCGUUUUGACAAAUCGUCUUCCGUGAUGGCAUGUCCCACUGUCUUACAGGCAGCAUGACUGACUGUUAUUAUGAAUGCAGUAAAAAUGCGCCAUGGAACAGAAGGCUUUGGGCAGAGGCUCGGACAGUGCAGCGAGGUAAUAAUCUCUUAUAUUAGAAAUGAAAUCCGACUAAACUUUGCACCAAAUUGAUCUUACCGGAAUGUGAACUGUGCUAGGUUUGAUUUUAAUAAUAUUUGGGCUUUAUGUUUGAGAUGUUUGAUUCUGCAUGGCUAAGAAGAACUGUGCAAGAUAAAUUACUCAAAACAUGCUUACAAUUAUUUAAUGAAAAAUAUUAAAAUGUAUAUACAAUAUAUAGCCUCACCACAACUGCCUGUUUGAUACAGAACUAUUUUAGCGUAUCUUAUAAAAGUAAGAGUCAUUGAGUGUGUUCAGAUAUUUGUUACCCUUUCUUACCGUGUGUCAGUGUUGGUGUAGUGUUGGCUGCUUAGUUCACGAGGUGCGUUCUGGCCAAAAUGAUUCCAUUGUUAUUCCAUACUUAUAAAUAAUGAUUAAAUAUCCGUUUGAUUCAUAUUGCAAUAUCAGAUAUAUAUUCUUUAUCUGAAAUAAAUAUUAUAUAUCUAUAUAUCUCUCGAUAUAAAAUAUCAGACAUUCCGAGUACAGUGAAAUAUUUUGUGUGUGCCAUUUACAUGACAAAAUGAUACGUUCACGUCGUCCUGUUGUUUUCGUAUUGUCAGAAUUAUUUUAUGUGGUGUUGGUUAAAAUAAAAAAAAAAGUUGUAAUGUACUUCUAAUGUAAGAUUUGAACAGCAUUAAACCAGUGUAAAAUUCUGAUGUAUUGCAUUUCUGUAAAAUAGAUGACAACAUACUCAGGAGUUUGAAAGAA
Neoarius graeffei (lesser salmon catfish) is the source of this 2883-nucleotide messenger RNA. RefSeq names its product junctional adhesion molecule 3a (gene jam3a). Gene Ontology annotation, molecular function: protein homodimerization activity; protein heterodimerization activity. The transcript is spliced from 9 exons. Gene Ontology annotation, biological process: cell adhesion; angiogenesis. NCBI's taxonomy places the organism in Eukaryota, Metazoa, Chordata, Actinopteri, Siluriformes, Ariidae. The record is from RefSeq and is a predicted model, not a curated record. Bases 11 to 913 code for a protein of 300 amino acids.